AUGAGCGCACCUACCGCAUCUCCCUACACUGUAUCCUCGCCCACAUCCAACGCUGCCGCUCCACGCUCAGCAUCCGGUGUGGGCGGCGGCGCGGGGAUCACCUCGCCGCUAUCUCCACGCGCCAGCAUGCCAUCCUACGCUCGUCGCUCCUCCACGCUCGUUUCGCUCUCGAGCGCAGGAGGCAGCUCGCGGGAUCGAGACUCGCUGAGCUCCGUCUCUCGCGCGGGCACCACGACGACGUUUUCCAGCGCAGCGGGACCUAGCACACCGACUUCCUCUGCGCACCACCCGCAUACACCCGGUACUGGAGGCAUUGCGGCUCAGAGCGGCGCGGUGCUUGGUGGAGAGAUGAUAUUGGACAGACCGAGGGACAAGACCAAGUCUUUGCAGGUAGGCAGCGCUGCUGUCCACUUUUUGUUCGCAGAGAUUGUAUCCUACACGCAGGGAAGGGUCAGAGGCAUAUCUGAGCUGGAGAGGAGGUGAGCGGGCAGAGAGAGAGAGACUGUCUGUCGGCUUCAGAUUGCCCACACACGGACCGAGCUGAUGGACUGCGACGUGCGACGUGCGACGUGCGUGUGCGCGUGCGCACGUGCGAAUCUCGUAGACUGUCAUCACUGGGCUAUCAAGUCGGGCAGCGACUGUCGCACCUCAUCAUUCACAGAGCUGAGCAGCAAGUGCCUCCGUCAUUGGGUGGCAGCAGCACGUACACGCGUUAUGGCAAUCCAAAGCGGGAAGGUAUGCGGCUCCUGCCAGCCCUCAUAUGGGUUCACUCGACGCUGUGGAAAGCCGUGUUUGGCAAGGCGGCAGACAGUUUGGAAAAGAGCACAGAGAACAGCGACGAGUGUGAGUUGGUGCGCGGAUGCGGGUGCGGGUGCGGGUGCGGGUGCGGGUGCGGGUGCAGCAGUCACCACCUAGGUGGUAUGUUGACGAAUGCACGCCCCCCGGCACACCUGCCCGCCCACAGACAUGAUCUCCUUCAAUGCCCCCUUGUUCUCCUCCAAGAUUGCGGUGCCCAAGGAGAUGAGCCAGCUCUCCGUCGAGGCCUUCACCGCCGGAAUCGUAGAGGCUGCACUGGAUGGAUUUGGUCUGGUGAGCCGCCGUGCCUUGGCCCUGCGGUGCCGUGCACUUGUCCACGCUGAUGCGAUGGCCCCUCUCCAGCCGGCAAGAGUCACUGCGCAUAGCGUGCCCACGACGGAUCAUCCGCAGCGCACAACCAUCCUCGUCAAGGUGAGACGCCUCGUAGAGUCGCAUACACGCUGCGCAGGAACGCCUGACCCUUUCACAUGUCAUUACGCACCACAGCUCGCAAAGGAAGUCAUGGAGCGCGAUGCUGCUCUUGGACCUGCUUAG
Molecule: messenger RNA, 1350 nt
Organism: Ceraceosorus bombacis
Lineage: Eukaryota; Fungi; Basidiomycota; Exobasidiomycetes; Ceraceosorales; Ceraceosoraceae
Source: the annotation of a GenBank genome assembly